Messenger RNA from Erigeron canadensis, 1614 nucleotides. RefSeq names its product DEAD-box ATP-dependent RNA helicase 15-like. The transcript has 12 exons. Lineage: Eukaryota; Viridiplantae; Streptophyta; Magnoliopsida; Asterales; Asteraceae. Gene Ontology annotation, molecular function: ATP binding; RNA binding; RNA helicase activity. The record is from RefSeq and is a predicted model, not a curated record. The coding region runs from base 110 to 1402 and encodes 430 amino acids.
ACCCUAAAUCGUAAAUCCCUCUUUCUUUUUUCAUCAUCAGAAACGCUCUCUCUCGUCUCCGUCUUUCUCUAAACCCUAAAUUCUUACUUUCUUUUAAAUCCAGAUAGAUAUGGGAGAUACAGAGAUUAAGGACAAUGAAUACGAAGAGGAGCUUCUUGACUACGAGGAAGAAGACGACAAAGCACCUGAUUCCGCCGCCGCCGUUAAAGCCAACGGUGAAUCCGUUAAAAAGGGAUAUGUUGGAAUUCAUAGCUCUGGAUUUAGAGAUUUUCUCUUGAAGCCAGAGCUCCUCCGGGCCAUUGUUGAUUCUGGUUUUGAGCAUCCGUCUGAAGUUCAACAUGAGUGUAUCCCUCAAGCUAUUCUGGGUAUGGAUGUCAUCUGCCAAGCAAAGUCCGGUAUGGGAAAAACUGCUGUUUUUGUUUUGUCGACGUUGCAGCAGAUUGAACCUGUAGGUGGUCAAGUUGCUGCCCUUGUUUUAUGUCACACUCGGGAAUUGGCUUAUCAGAUCUGCCACGAGUUUGAACGCUUCAGCACUUACUUGACUGAUAUCAAGGUUGCGGUCUUUUAUGGUGGUGUUAACAUCAAAGUUCACAAGGAUCUUUUGAAAAAUGAGUGUCCUCAUAUUGUCGUUGGAACACCUGGGAGGGUUCUUGCACUUGCCAGAGAUAAAGACCUAGCAUUAAAGAAUGUUAGGCACUUCAUACUUGAUGAAUGUGACAAGAUGCUCGAGUCUCUCGACAUGAGGAGAGAUGUGCAAGAAAUAUUCAAGAUGACCCCUCAUGAUAAACAAGUAAUGAUGUUUUCUGCAACUCUGAGCAAGGAAAUUCGGCCCGUGUGCAAGAAGUUUAUGCAAGAUCCAAUGGAAAUCUAUGUGGAUGAUGAAGCCAAGCUGACAUUACAUGGUCUUGUACAGCACUACAUCAAAUUGAGCGAGCUAGAGAAAAACCGUAAACUGAAUGACCUGCUCGAUGCAUUAGAUUUCAAUCAAGUUGUGAUAUUUGUCAAAAGUGUAAGUAGAGCUGCAGAGUUGAACAAGUUACUUGUUGAGUGUAAUUUUCCAUCCAUCUGCAUACACUCUGGCAUGUCCCAAGAAGAAAGGUUGACGCGAUAUAAGAAUUUCAAGGAAGGACACAAGAGGAUUCUCGUGGCAACUGAUUUAGUUGGUAGGGGUAUUGAUAUUGAACGUGUUAAUAUCGUCAUCAACUAUGACAUGCCAGAUUCUGCUGACACAUAUCUUCAUCGGGUCGGUAGAGCCGGAAGGUUUGGGACCAAGGGUCUUGCUAUUACAUUUGUAUCAUCUACAUCUGACUCAGAUGUUCUAAAUCAGGUUCAAGCAAGGUUUGAAGUUGAUAUAAAAGAACUUCCAGAGCAGAUCGAUACGUCAACAUACAUGCCUUCAUAGGAACAACGGUGCGAUGUAAUCAAAGCAAUGAGCGUGGUGGUAUUGGUGGCUGCCAUUGCAUAUUCAUUGUUUAUGUUGCAAGGAUCAAUUUCUUUUGUAACUUUUGCAUUUUAGCGAGUUUGUACCAUCUAGAUUGUCAUUCUUAAAGUUUCUUAUUCCCUUGACCUUGGUUUUGCUUGAGAUUUCGUUAGUGAGCCUUUAUUUGUCAUAAA